AGCUUGGCUUCAUCUUUAAGACAAAAUAAUAGCCCGCAUCACAGCUCCUAAAGAAGAUACAUUGCGGUAGAAGAAGCUUCUUCUUCUUCUUCUUGUCUCUCUCUUUCUCUCUCGCCGCCAUUAAAGCGCUCACGCUGUUUCACACGAGAAAGCGAAAAGCUGUAUUGGCGGUAGCUAACUGCCAUUCUCUUUUUUUAUUCACAUUACUUACUACACAAUCGCUGCCCUCGUUUGAUCGCUCUAUUGAUGAAAAGCAGGGGAAAUCCAAUGGCGGCGGCAAGCCCACCUCUCCUCCUCCUCCUAGUAGCUAUCUUCUCUCUCUCGGCGUCCAUGGAGGCAUCAAUCCUUCACCCUCUCGAUUUCCUUUCCCUCCAAUCGAUCCGCAAGUCUUUAUCGGACUUGCCCGGCUCCGAUUUCUUUUCACGGUGGGAUUUCACCAGCGACCCAUGCAGUUUCCCCGGCGUCUUCUGCCGCGACGAUCGCAUCGUCGCGCUGGCCCUUGGUGACCCCCGUGCCGGCGCAAUGGGUCUUACCGGCCACCUCCACCCCGCCAUUGGCCGCCUCUCUGCUCUCUCAGAGCUCUCUCUCGUUCCCGGCCGCGUCAUCGGCCGUAUCCCUGACACUCUCUCCUUCUGCUCUUCCCUACGCUUCAUCGCCCUCAGCGGAAACUUCCUCUCCGGUCCCAUUCCCUCCUCUCUCUCCUCCCUCCGCCUACUUCGCACCAUCGAUUUAAGCUUCAAUCUUCUUUCCGGCGAUAUUCCGCCGUCGAUUUUCUCCAUUCCCGCGCUUUCGAACGUCGUCCUCUGCUAUAACCACCUCUCCGGAAAAAUUCCUUCUUUCCCAGCCUCCUCUGAGCUCCUCCGCCUGGACCUCAAGCACAACAAUCUUUCCGGCGAACUCCCCGUUCUGCCCCGCUCCCUUCGUUACUUCGCUGCGUCCAGAAACCAAAUCUCAGGCCCGAUCGAUGCCAACCUCCCGGCGCUCACGAAUCUCGAUUACCUCGACCUCAGUAUGAACCGCCUAACCGGACCAAUCCCCAGCGGCGUUUUUUCCCUCCCGCUGUCAUCACUUUUGCUGCAACGUAACGAGCUCGCCGGCCCGGUGGCUCCGGCGGCGGAUGUUAAAAUAGCGGAGGUGGAUUUGAGUUACAAUCGGCUAUCCGGGCCUGUAUCGCCGCUGCUUUCGGGGGUGGAGAGAUUAUACCUCAACAACAACCGGUUCAUAGGUGAGGUUCCGGCGAGGUUCGCGGAGAGGCUGGAGAGGGCGGGAAUGGAGGUUCUUUACCUGCAGCACAAUUUCUUGACAGGGAUGGAGAUCUCACCGGCGGCGACCAUUCCGGUGACGACUUCAUUGUGUCUGCAGUAUAACUGUAUGGUACCGCCGGUGAACACGCAGUGCCCUCUUAAAGCUGGCCCGGUGAAGACCCGGCCGGCUUGGCAGUGCCCCGAUUGGCGAGCCUGAGUGGGCCGCUCUUGUUUCAGUUCAUUCAUUCUUUCAUGGGCUCAUAUUAUUUCAUUAGAAACCAAGAGUGAAGGAAAUAAGCGCGCUUUGUUGAAAAAUAGAUCAAUUAUAUGUUUGUUCAUAAAGUAUUUUACAUAGCUAAUCCCAGAAAUACUUAA
Phalaenopsis equestris is the source of this 1619-nucleotide messenger RNA. Its product is annotated as LRR receptor-like serine/threonine-protein kinase ERECTA. The record is from RefSeq and is a predicted model, not a curated record. Gene Ontology annotation, molecular function: protein binding. Bases 247 to 1461 code for a protein of 404 amino acids. The transcript has a single exon. Lineage: Eukaryota; Viridiplantae; Streptophyta; Magnoliopsida; Asparagales; Orchidaceae.